CAGAGAGAGACACAGCGAGAGAGGGAACACAGGCAGGGGGAGUGGGAGAGGGAGAAGCAGGCUUCCCGCCGAGCAGGGAGCCCGAUGCGGGGCUCGAUCCCAGGACCCUGGGAUCAUGACCUGAGCCAAAGGCAGAUGCUUAACGACUGAGCCACCCAGGCGCCCCAUCUCACAAUGGUCUUAUGAGGUUCAUGUUAUCCCCAUUUUAUGGUUAAAAGACCUUGCAUUUAGGAAGUGGUAGAAUGGGAAUUUGAGAUCCUUCCAUUGGGUUCCAGAAUAUUUUCCCUUAACCACUGGACAUUACAUGCUCAAUUAAUUAAGACAAAAGGAACUGAGUAGAUGAGAAAAAAACCCAAAACAAUGACAUGAUGAGUUUUGCUCCCGCAGGUAUUAGGAUUUCUUUCUCCUUCAUGUUGUAUUCUAGAAUGUCAAGGUCAUGUGUAGCUGUCUCCACAAAGUGAUGGGCCGUGGUGUUUAUCCUGGUUUUCUUACAUUCACAAUGAUACCUCUGUCUUCCACUGCAUGUCUCCCCCUUACACAAUUAUUUUCUUCUACACAUUCUGUUGAGUACAUAUUCAUUUGGGAUAAUUGGGUUAUCCCUCCCAUUUUAAAACUGAGACAGUUCCCUUAAUUUCCAACUUAGCAUGAAGCUUUUGCAUCAGAUUGUUUUAUUUGUAACACUUCUGCUUACACUAGUGCAGGAAUGGGAAUUUUAAAUGGUUACAGAUUUGAGAAGUUAUUUUGGAGCAUAGGGGUACUUUAAGAAAGACAAACUGGUGUUGAAAUAAUGAAGCAUUUCCCUUGGCUUUCUUGGACAGCCAGCUGGCCAUAUAAGAGGCCUGACUGCUUGCAAGGGGUUGUGAGAGGUUAUUAUGUAUAAGGGAGAUGCAGAAAAAGAAGUAGGCAUAAUCCGGCUCCAUUGGGCUGGUUGGCUCUUACUAUUGCAGUGGUGACGCACUUCAUCCUGUCUUUCUCAGACUCUUAACAUCUGGAGGUCUUUCUGCUCUUCUUAGCUCUUCCACCUAGAUCCAUAAGCCUGGGCCUUUCUUACAAUCUCGCUCUUUUUUUUUUUUUCUGUCUACCCUUAACUCACCAACAUGAGUGCAGAUCCAGCUCUGCCCCUAUGCCCGCCUGGCCCCGAAGCACCCAGUUCUAGGGACUCUUCUCCAAUGCCUGAGAUUUACGGGCCCGAAGAAAAUUAUGCAUCCCUGCAAAUGUCAUCUGCUGAGACACCCCACGCGGAGACCGUCUCUCCUCUUCCUUCGUCCAUGGAUCUGUUUGUUCAGGACAGCCCCGACUCCUCCCCCAGGCCCAGGGUAAAACCACCACCCACUUCUGGAGAGGAGAGAACAGUGAGGAAGGAAGAUACAGCCCAGGGCAAGAAACAGAAGAUCAGGACCGUGUUCUCUCAGACCCAACUCUAUGUCCUCAAUGAUCAAUUUCAGAGACAGAAAUACCUCAGUCUCCAGCAGAUGCAAGAACUUUCCAACAUUCUGAACCUUAGCUAUAAGCACGUGAAGACCUGGUUCCAGAAUCAGAGAAUGAAAUGUAAGAGGUGGCAGAAAAACCACUGGCCAAAGGAGAGCAAGAGUAACAGCACAGCAACCGCAGAAUACCCAGGCUUCUAUUCCUACCACCAGGGAUACCCGAGGAACACUUCCGGAAACCUUCCAAUAUGGAGCAACCAGACCUGGAAUAACCCGAAUUGGAGCAACCAGACCUGGAACAGCCAGUCUUGGAUCAACCACUCCUGGGCCAGUCAGACCUGGUGCCCCCAAGCCUGGAACAAUCAGCUCCAAAACUGUGGAGAGGAAUCUCUGCAGCCCCAGAUCCAGUUCCAGCAAAAUUCCAUCAGUGAUUUGGAGUCCAUCUUAGAAACUUCUGGGGAAAGCCAUAGUGUAAUACGACAAUCUGCUAAGUAUUUUAGUACCCAGCAAAUAAUGGAUUUGUUCCCAAAUUACUCUGUGAACAUACAGACUGAAGACGUGUGACAAUGAGUAUAUUAUUCGAUCUCAGUUUGGGUGGUGGCUGUUAUCUCCUAGGCUUUGUCUUUUAGGUCCUAUAUAUCUCUGCCUCGAUAUUCUGUUUUCCAUUAUUCUUACUGUGUCCAUUGAGGGGGUACGAUGGGAGUCAAAGAGGUUUCAGUAGCGUUGGCUCUAUGGACAACAUGAUAAAAGGUGUUUCUCGCUAUAGAUAACUAGAUACAAUACUAAUGUGGAUAUCUUUAGGCUCUAGAAUCUAACCUCAAGAAUAGGAAGUGAAGAUACAAAGACGUGUGAUGAAGGAUAAUUUGUAUUUUCUGAGAUUGUGAGGCUUUUCUUGUUAAUAACCUCUAACGGUGAAGGGUUAAGCUAUAAUGUGCUUCAUUGAUUCCUCUGUUCCUUGUGAUGUUUUACUAGAACUGUUAAUUUGUUCAUUAUUCUAGUAUUUGUAGAAAGAUGUUUUGUAUUUGAAUGUGUCAUGAUAAUAGUACCAGUUUGGCUGAUUGGUUUAUAGGUUUAAGUACAAAUAAAUAAAAUACACACUUUACCCUCAAAAAAAAAAAAAAAAAAAAGAAGUAGGCAUAAUCCAAUGUGAGUUCCACCCUUGUGAUUUGCCAAGACCAGAGUGACAGCUAUGACUCCCAGGGUCACAAAGGGCAUUUCCCCUUGAGCUAUCUUUGGAGACUGCCAAUGCCUUCAAAUGCCAAGUUGUGGCCACCUCAGCUGCUAUAACAAGGUGAAUUUAUGAAAACUUCAAAGAACUGCAGCUUGCUGCUCCCUGGCAUCUGAUCCAGUUCAUCACUCCUGACCCUCUGGGGAGGGGACUUUACAACAUGGGCCAGAAGGUUCAGGAAUUGUUGCUGCCCUUCUGGGCCACUUGCUGCUUUCUAUAUAAAUGCAAAGCCAAGCUCUAAAAAAAAAAAGGAGUGUGUAAACUGAAAUGAAGUCCAGGUUCUAAUGGGCCAUUGGAAGAUUGAAAAAUUGACUAAAAUAAAACAUUUAUAAAGCAGACUGUGAACAAAUUAUAUUCUUUGGCCAUUCCUUCAUUAGACAAAAGUCCUGUCUUUCAUGAUUAUGUUAUUUUGGGGAUAGAUGAUAGCUAAUAAAAUCAAUCUAACAUCUGCAGGCUUUUUUUUUUUAAUAGUUCUGGACUAGGUUUCUUAGCAUAAUGCUUUGUCGUGAUCCUCAUGGUCUGUGAUUCUUUUUGCCAAGCCUACUUCAUCAGUCCCCUGUUGUCCUGUGGAUUUUUGACGCAUUGGAAUCCUAGCAACAGAUUUCUUGUUUAAGUAGGAUCAUCCUGAUCACUGGUCUCCCACGGGUUGGUAAAAGUUUUGCGCUGCUUCUUAUCACUCAUAGAACAUCCCUAGAGCAUUUUUCUUUUUUUAAAGCCUGCUCUUCCACCAAUUAAAUAGAAAAACAUACCUCGCUUGUGAAUCUAUGAUCAGGUGUCCAAAUAAGGAGGCUCUCUCUUAAGAGAUCACAUUGCAGGCCUCACCUCAGUGGGGGGGUGGUUUUUAUCGGUUCAUUUGCUUGAUUUUGUAUAAGGAUAUGUAUAAUAGAAAGGUUCUUUAAGCCUCUUUAAUUUGGAAAGCCAAAUUAAUAGUAGUCAUUCCAUUGCAAGAAUCUUGUAUUAAAUAUUUUUUCAUUCAUUGUUCUCUAAAACUUAUACAUUUGCUUUUGUAUUCUUAGCAACAUGUAAUAAAGUAAAAGUUGAAAUAUAUAAUAGAUCAUUAAUUUGAGUUUUUGAAAGAUUUUCCACCUAAUUCUCAAUGUAACAGCAACAAUAUUAGAUAAUAUACUCCAGGUACUGUUCUGAGCAGUAUGCUUCUAUUAAUGAGUUGAACUCACAGUAACUGUUAUUACCCCAUUCAACAGAUAGGAGAGUGAAGCAUUACUAUGGAGGCACAGAAAAGUUAUGUAACUUCCACAAAGUAGCAAGUAGCAGCAUAGGCUUUUGAAUCCCUCCAGCUGGCUUCUAAGCCCAUUCUCCUAACAAUUGAGCUGCAUUUUGCACUUCUCUGUGAAGUGCAAAAACAUGGGGCAAAGUAAGAGGAAAAAAUGGCCCGUUUUCCCACCAUUCAACAAUAGCUGUUAAAAGGAAACAGGUAAAACUUAGCUACGAAUACCUGUAUGAAAUCAGCCCAUUGUACACCUUACAUUUUAACGUUAUAUGUCAGUUAUAUCUCAAAUAAAGCUGGGGAAAAAACAGCUCUAUGUACUUUUCUGAAUUUUUAUGUGCGUGUAAACUUUUAAAAAAUAAAAAUGGUAGUUUAUUUGUGCAUACUGUUUUGUAGUUUUGUACUUUCUCGGGUCACAUUAUUCUUCACCACCAUAAUUUUUUGGCU
This is a messenger RNA of Mirounga angustirostris (Northern elephant seal), 4327 nucleotides long. Its product is annotated as homeobox protein NANOG-like. Lineage: Eukaryota; Metazoa; Chordata; Mammalia; Carnivora; Phocidae. Gene Ontology annotation, molecular function: DNA-binding transcription factor activity, RNA polymerase II-specific; RNA polymerase II cis-regulatory region sequence-specific DNA binding. The transcript has a single exon. Gene Ontology annotation, biological process: regulation of transcription by RNA polymerase II. The coding region runs from base 1098 to 1991 and encodes 297 amino acids. The record is from RefSeq and is a predicted model, not a curated record.